This is a messenger RNA of Caenorhabditis auriculariae, 3718 nucleotides long. The record is from the annotation of a GenBank genome assembly. Lineage: Eukaryota; Metazoa; Nematoda; Chromadorea; Rhabditida; Rhabditidae.
AUGGCCGACACAUUUUUCUGUCAUCAGUGCCGACGUCCCGUUACUUUGAGAAAUACGGUUGGUCAGACUUUUUUUUCACUACAUUUAUAUAUUUUUAGGAUCUCAUAUGUAGCUCUUGCGGCGGAGAUUUUGUUGAAGAAAUGCCUCCUGCGCUUCAGGUAUGUUUUCUCUUUCUUUUUAUUGUUUUCUUAUUGAAAAAACUUGCUUUCCAUGUCUAUCACAAAACAAAUUAGUUCUGACUACGAUUGAGAAAAAAAAACUCUAAGUUUCUCACAAAUGCACAAAGGUUGCGUGCUGGUGAUGACUACAGGGAGUAAAAAAAUAAUGAUUUCUGCUUAAAUUCUCAUCUUUGAUGUCAAGAAGCAUAUUAUCACAAAUAAUUUGUUAAGACUAAAUAAAAGUCGAAAAAAUUGGAUUUCGCUUCCAAGGUUGGUUUGUUCGUUCCAUCAUAUCGUUUUCAAACUGGUGUAUUUUGGUUUUUUUAUUGAAAUAUUUUCCCCUUCAUAGGUUUUUUCUGAGUAUUCAUGAUCAUUUUGCAGCAAAAUGCAGCAGAAACCCCCCAAAACCGCCUCCCAAAUUCGAACUCUCCGACUUUGUUGAACCGACCCCAGAACCCCGUCGGCGUGCCCAUGGCGGGGGUGAGGAAUUGGGUGGCGAAUCUGUUCGCUGCCAUGCCUGAGAGCGCUGUUCGUUUUUUUCGUUCUAGGAAAAGAAAGACCUGAUUAAAAAUUUUAAGUUUUCUUCAAAAUGUUAUCGAUGAUAACAUUUAUGGUGAUUUGAUGAGAAAUUGCCAAGUUCUUUAAUGUGUAAUGAAAAAAAUAAUCAAUUUUGUUCGCAUAUCGCUUUUUUUCAUAAAAAAACUCUUCUAAAAAAAUCUGUUAACAUAAACUUUAUAACCUUGAUUUUUAAUCUUUCAAUUCAGAUGAAAAGAAAAAAAUAACUUUUUCGAAGUGAUUAUAGAAUCGAAAAAGUAUAAUCGUUAUUUUCCGAAGUACCGCACGGGCAAAAUCCAAAAAACCUCAAAAACAGACAUUUUCUUUUCUAGACUUUUUUCUGAAAAGGACCUUUUAAAGAGGUAGAAAAAAGGAGGCGGAAAAAAGAUGAAAAAAGGGGAUUCCGAGAAGCUUCCGAUACCUAUUUAGGAGCUCAAAAAGGAGCUUUAGGUUUUUUGAGGCAUUUUUUGAGGUCAAUUGGAAUUUGCCUGUGCAUGUUCGAAGUUGUGAUCUUACCUUUGAACUAAAAAUUUUACAUAGCUUCCAAUUUAUUUCCCACAAUCGUUGGUAUAAACCUGCCACAUGUGCUCUUUGUCCAAACAAACAGAAAUGAGGAAGUUUCAGCAGAACGCUGCUCGUCCUUCACAGGCUCGGGGGGUCAACAGAGACGAACCUUCUGUUAUGGAUCUGUUCCAGUCCAUCAUCAAUGUCAGUUUCUGUUAUUUUCAAUAUAUCUCAAUGUUAUAAGAAAAAUAAACCUCCUUUUUUUCAAAAAUUCCCAUUUGAAAGUUUGUUCAAUUACAGUCGGCGUCGACCGGCAAUGUUCAGCUUCAUUUCGAUUUCUCGACCGACCCGAAUUUUCAAGGUCAAGGGUAAGAAAGUUUUUUUUUCGGAGUGUAGAUCCCUCAAGUUUUAAAUGAUUAGAUGUUUUUAGUCAGUCAAAAAAGAGAGCUAUGCAAUAAGAAGUGUCGAAUUUGUCAAAAAAAAACGUUACUGUUGAGAUGGGGGUACUGAAUUUUUUUCGGCUUUUUCCGAUUUUUUUUUUUCAUAUCGCUUGAUAAUUGAAGGAUCCCUUUUACCUUUUUUUAUCAUUGUAUUUGUAAAGAGGAAAGUUUUUCUGAUACUUGGAAACCUUUUUAGAAUACAGAUACUAGGUAAUAAAAAGAAAAAAAUAAACUAGAAAAAAAUAAGAAAAAAAUUCAUAAAAAAACCAACGUUUUUCGGAUCUUUUUGGCCGUUUUUUUAAAAAGUUUACUUCUAUCAGUAAUGUCACAUUGGAUGAUCAAAAAUAAAUUACAAUUCUUGAUCUUCAGAAGGAGAUAAGAAAGUUGAAACGAUCUCAUAAGGUUUUUUCCACGAAAAAUUGAAAUCUUAACUUAAAAUUGGUAAAAGAUGUUGGUAUCUGUUCAGAUUUUCUUGUUUUGGCUUUACCGGAAAAUCUACAGGUUUCAAAUCAACUUUGGAGAACUUUUCGGCGACGGAACAAGGCCCAACCUGGAACAGCUUUUCGCACACGUCUUCGAGGAAGGUGGCCGCACGCCAUCACAUGGAAUUUCCGAAGAAGUUCUCAACCAGUACUUGCCGAUGACCAAGGUCGUCUUCGCUUUGUCAAACUUUAACAAUUGGCUUUUCUUCAGGUCACUCAGAAGCAUGUAGACGAUGGGGUCCAGUGCACGACAUGUUUUGACACCUUCAAGCUGGGUAAGCUGACAUAUUUGGCUAAAACCAAGAAAAAAAAAAUCAAAAUUCUUCAAUUCAUAUUUGAUUUUUUCAAUUUGAACCUAAGCUAAUGACAUUUCCUUUCGUAAACCCUAAUAUCAUAUGUGCGAAAAUCAUAUAUUGAGCGACUGAGACUUUCUUUUUUUUGUGUGAGAAAAUAAUACAAUUGUUUUCAGAUGAGCCUGUUGCUUGCCUCGACUGCAACCACAUCUUCCAUCGUCCAUGCAUCGACCCAUGGUUGAAACAGAAAUCGAGUUGCCCGGUUUGCAGGCAACCCGUUGAUGUCAUCGCCUGGAGAAAUAGGGUACGAUCCCUCAUUUUAAAUUUAAACUCUAUCAAAAAAGGCACAGGGAAUUUUUACCCAAAAAUUUUUCAUUUGUAAAGUAACUAGUUCUUACUUAUCAAUUUUGGUUAUACAAGCUUGAAAGUUUCAUAAAAUAUUUCCAAAAAUUUUUCAUCUAGGAAAAUUUGAACAAACAUUACUAUAACUCCACUAUAGUAACAUCCAUUUUUUCAAAAAACGGUUUUUUCCGUUCCACAAAAUUAUAAUUACACUCAAAAUUUUGCCAUUUUUUCGUUAUCUUUUGGAUUUUUUUAAUUGAAUAAUCUGAAAAAUAUAGCUUUGCGACUAAAAUUUGGGCUGGUCUUUCAAACUGAAGUUUUUCGAGACUAGGGUCUUAGUGGAGUUUUUUUUCAACUAUUACGUCGAACCUUAAUCUGAAUAUGGUACCACUGGACGGUUCUGACGUCUGUCUUGUCUCAGAAACCAGCAAAAAUUGUGGAUUUUUUGGAAAAAAAACAUUCGUUGAAGACAAUUUUCUAAAGGGAGGUCCAGGAUUAAUUGAAGUUUCUUUAAAAAAAAAAUUACACGGGUUAUAUUCGAGAUUUUUUGAAACCAAGGGACCUUUUGAACAACAGAAACUUUAAUUUUCGAGCGAAUUUUAGAAUGGGUGACGUAGUGGUUUUAGCAGAAAGUUGAAAUCUGAUUUGAAAAAAGAAAUUGUCUUUCUUUUCAUUGUAAUUUUUUUGUUGUUGUUCUUACAAUGAUAUACUAUUCUAAAAACCUAUUUCGAGAUGUUUUGUUUGUAAAAAAACUUUUUUUCAGAAACUUGAAAAAAAUUUUUUUAAGUGAAAUUAUAUUCAUUUGGAUAUGUGUAUGAAUGUGCGGCAGUGAAGACAUUUUGAAUUUUUUGUCCAUCUAAAAACUCGAAAAAGUAAAUAGUUUGCAAAACAAUAUAUUGCAGCCUCGCGUGCCGAACAUGUCUGUUUUGGACGACCUGGACUGA